AUGAAUCGAAUGGAGGAAGAAUGGGAAGACUAUCAGUGGCAGUUGCAGCAGUACGAAAAAGCCCAUCGCAACGAAAAUUCGGGUGCCACAGAUCAAUACAAAGAUGGAACAUUGGCAGUGGAUGUUGGAACCAUGUUUGUCAAGUUGGCUCACAAUGGAAACGGCAUUUUGGCAACCCGAGAAGGUGCUCGAUCGACCUUUGCGGGAAUCAUCCAACCACCAGACGGCGAAGAAGUAUUGAUGGGACAACGAGCCUUUGAAAAAUUCUGGGAGUUGGAUCCCAAGACAACCAGCAUGGCUCGAAGUUCGGCAGCAGAAGAAAACACGGAAGAAAUUUUGAUGAAAGUUGUCUCGCCCAGCAUUCAGGAUGCCGUGGAACGAGCCGGUUUGGAUCAUUCCAAAAUGAGAUCCAUCGUCACUGUACCUCCCACGGCUGUCCAGGAUACCCAGGACAAGAACAAUCCAUGGAAUCAUACGCAUAAUAAUGAUACAUGGAAAACUGCCGAAUGGAUUCCCGAACCGGUUGCCGCAGUGUGGGGUGCUCAAGUCCAUGGUGAAUUGCCCCUACACGACCUAAACAAACCAGUUCUUGUGAUCGACAUGGGGGCCUCCAUGACAAGCCUAAGCGUGGUCCAAAGAGAUGUUGUAUUGACCAAUGUCAGCCUCGAUUUUGGAGCUCAGGUAUAUGUGGAUGCUAUUUGUGAUCAUGUGGUGGAAAGUCAACCAGGAUUGUCCACCGUCAAGAAUGACGGCAUGGCGUGGCAACGCCUCCGAACGGCCGCACAAGAGGCAGUGCAAGAACUAAACACCCAGCCACAGGCUCAAUUGAACAUACCCUACAUUGGCAUGGAUUUGGAGACGCGGGAACCCAUCCAUUUGGAUCUUCGCGUACCACGACAAUUGAUUGAGCAAAAAGUAGCGGAUGCCAUUGUCACCGACAUGAUCUUGAAAUACGAAGAUGGAAGCUCGUCGUCCAUUUUGAGCCCGCAUGUGCCAGUAGUACCCCAUAGCCUCUCGUCCUUGUGGAUGUCGCUCAUGACUCAGCUAUUGACCGGUAUCAACCAACAGCCCCAAGAUUUGGGUCAUGUGUUGGUUGUCGGAGGUGGCGCCAAACACCAGAUGGUGGAAUCAACUAUCAAGGAGUGUUUUGGAUUCUUCCAGACGGAAGUUGUGCUGCCUGCACUCUCGACAAGGUCUGAACUGGUGGCUUUGGGAGCAUCGUCUCUUCUGCCGCAGUACGAGUACCAUUUUGAUAAGGGAUUGGUGCGGUUGGAAGGCGAGGCAACGGCGGAAGCAUAG
Seminavis robusta is the source of this 1299-nucleotide messenger RNA. The record is from the annotation of a GenBank genome assembly. NCBI's taxonomy places the organism in Eukaryota, Bacillariophyta, Bacillariophyceae, Naviculales, Naviculaceae.